AUGAACAGGAUACUUGUUUAUUCUUUGAUUUUACUUGUUUUAAGCUUAAUAAGUGAAGUAAAAAACCAAUUUAUUAAUAUUUUACCAGAAGUACCGAGUGAUAUCACACAAGAAAUAGGUACAUGUGAUGCAUUAUUAUUGAAAUUACUAGCAACAAAUUAUAUUCCAAAAUCAGAGACCAAUUCAUAUUGCAGUAUUUUUAGAAAUAAGAUUCAAAAGUUAGAUACUCCAUUAAAUGAAUUGAGUUGCUCAAUAUUUGGUUCAGUAUUAGUACAAUGCGAUCUUAGAUUGGCAAUAACUAGCUCUGAGAUCUUGAGACAAUAUUAUAUGAGGUCAAAUAAACCAAAUAUAAAAGAGUUAUAUUACUUAACAACUAUACUAUCCAAUUUACCACAAGAAAUAAGUUCAGUUUUGGGUAGAGAUGAUAUAAUAGAAGAUUCUAAUGAAAUCAUUAAUGAUAAAUUAAGUAAGAUUAAAAAACAAAUCUCAACCAACCAACCAAUAGAUUUUGAGGAAACCUCAUUUUUAUUUGGAGCAAUUUCUCAGUUAAUUCGUUUAGGUUCUAGGAACUCACAGCACCUUAAAACAAUGAAUACUAUCUUGGAGUGGCAAAGUAAGAAUUCAAAGUUUUAUCCUGUUAUAGACUUAGAUACCUUUGUCUUAAAUUUCUCACUUCUCUCCAAAGCUUAUUUCUUCUUAAGAAGACCAACAGACUUUGAAGAUAUACCAAUUCUCUUGCAGCAAAUGGCUUAUAGCAUUUCUAGGAUUAAGGUUAGAGAUAUAAAAAACUUGGCAGUUUUGAAUGAAUACAUUAUCACCAGGAGACUGUUCAUUGAUUCUGGCACAUAUUUGAUACAAGGGUUCCAACACACUAAUCCCCGAGAUAUUCAUGAAAAAUUAGCUACAGUAUUGUUUUGUAGAUUAGAUGGAUCUCCUUUUGAAAAUAUAUCUUUGGAAUUAUUAAAUUCCGAUACUUUUAAGCUCAUAAGUGUACCAAAUACUUGUGAGUACCAACUUUUUUAUAACAAUAACCAGACUGAGCCAAUUAAUCUUGAAAAAGUAAAAAAUGAUUUGGCUAAUUCUAUUCCAAAGCUAAAAAUCUCAAGUAGAUCUAUUUUGGCCAGAGAAGCCAAAAUCCCAAUUCUUAAUAAAGAAAGCUCCAAGUUUGAAGUAACCAAAGCCAAUAUUUUUCUUGGUGAGAAGCUAGCUUUGGGAAUGUCUAAGAUCAAAAACAUUGAUACCCACUAUAACAGAAAUUUGGAUAACUUCCAGUUUGCUCUAGAUCUACAGACAAAUCUGGAGGUUUUCAAAUUUGAAACAGUCUAUCAGUACUUUACUGCUUUCGAAAUUAAAGCUUUGCCUCCUUAUAAAACUAUUGGUACCCGAACAAUCAAACUUAUUCCAACAAUUAUCGAGGGAAAUUCUUUAAAACUCUUCAUGGAUCUCACUAAUGAUGAUUUCCUUUGCUCUUCCUCAGAGUUCACUCUAAAACUUAUAGUCGGAAAUCCCUUGGCCAGUGAACCAUCAAACCUAGCAAAUCCUAACCAGGAGAUACUUUCUAUUUUAAUCAAUAACAACUCUACAGAUACAUCAGUUCUUAGUAAGCUUUGCCCAUACAAGAUCCACCCCAAACUUGCAGGAUUCUUUCCAAAAGAAGAAAUUUCAUAUACAUUUAAAGAACCAAGAAAACUACCUGGACCCCUCCUACCUUAUAGCUUCUCCAUUCUUAUCUUAUCCUCUUUAUUUAUUAUCUUCCCUAUUUGGAAUAAACUCUCCAAAGUUGAUCAGGGAUUCACCACCUUCACGAAUAACGUUCCAUUAAUCAAACUAGCAACUUUCAUUUCUUUGGCAAUAUCCCUUUUCAUUAUCCUCUGCUACUGGCACACACUCAAUAUCUUCCAAUUCACAUACAUAUUUACUCCAGCAGUAUGCAUCUUUUUUAUUCUCUUAAAACUUUCACUUAGAAACUUUACUUACCCAGAUACCAUCGAGAAAAGAUUCAAGUCUGACUAA
This is a messenger RNA of Cryptosporidium ubiquitum, 2013 nucleotides long. RefSeq lists its product as uncharacterized. Bases 1 to 2013 code for a protein of 670 amino acids. Gene Ontology annotation, cellular component: oligosaccharyltransferase complex; membrane. The record is from RefSeq and is a predicted model, not a curated record. The transcript has a single exon. Gene Ontology annotation, biological process: protein N-linked glycosylation. Lineage: Eukaryota; Apicomplexa; Conoidasida; Eucoccidiorida; Cryptosporidiidae.